Molecule: messenger RNA, 1433 nt
Organism: Polistes dominula (European paper wasp)
Lineage: Eukaryota; Metazoa; Arthropoda; Insecta; Hymenoptera; Vespidae
Source: RefSeq, a predicted model, not a curated record
AAGAAAAAAAAAGUUCGUUGCUCGUUGUUAAAAGAAAUAAUUUAAAAAAAAAAAACAGAGGAAAAUUAACAUGUACAUUGUGAACAUUUGCGAGAUCUGAUAUUGCGAUUAGAUUUUAUUGAUAAGUAUUAUUCAUGCUCGAUCGUUUUUCUUCGAUCAUUAUUAAUUUUAUUUUUGAUAUAUUUCGUGAACUAUAAUUAAUAGACAAUUUUACUUCCCUUAUUUUUUUUUUUUUUUGGUUUUUUCAAAUCCAUUUAGUUUACAAUUCGUUGAUUAUCAUCAACGACAUUUGUGACAUUUCGUAAUUCGAAACUUUUACGAAACUCGAGUUCCUAAUCUUUUUUUUGUUUGCAUGUGUGCUGCGCGCGCGUGUGUGAGUGAGAGUAAGUGUGAUAAGAAAAAUCGAAUGACAAAGAAAAUUGAAAAUUUAAUGUACGACCGAUUUUAAAUCGAUUCUUAUUCAAUUAAAAUUUUUAUUUCUUUUGUUGCAUAUUCACGAAGGAUGAUGAAGAAUGUAUAAAAGUUUAACGGAAAUCAAAGGAUUAAUUUAUUUCGAAAUAAAAUGAAAACGUAUUUGCGACAAUUCCUCAACCAUUUAAGAAAAUUCCACAUUGUAUUUUCUUUAUCUUUAUUUGUCUAUUUUAUUCUUGCGAUUUUUCUUCAUCUACCUCCUUAUCCCCUUUUUCUAAUGAUCAUUAUCACAAUAUGUAUCACGUGUAUAUUUUUUAAUUUUCUUAAUUAUAAAACAUUUUCAUUUUCAUGAAAUUUUUCCUUUUCUCUCUCUCAUCAUAUUCAUAUUAAUAUAAUCAACUUGUAUAUCUGUUCACAUGUGUUUUCUUUGAAUUUUUCUUUUGUUUUUAUAUUACAAGAAAAAAAUAACACACCUGUCGUCUAACUCGUCGAAAUUAACAUCUCAUUGUGGGAACAGAUUGGAAAGAUGGAAGAACAAGAAGAAGCAGAAGAAUAUUGGACAUGAAUUUGGACGUGUCGAACAAAAUGUUGCUGAAUGAAUACGUCUGUCCUAAAUGCAAGGCAGGAUAUCGACGUUCCAAUGAUUUAAAUAGGCACAAAUAUAACCAAAAUAAUCUGAAGGUGGAUCUGUCGUCUACGUUUUAUGGGCUACCAGCAACAACAGAAAGAAGAACAGUGACUGUACAAUUAGGAUACAAGUAUCAUUACAAUCAAAGAAAAAGUUUCGAGUGUUUGAAAUGUGGUACAUUUUUUACCCAAAAGACUACGAUAACUCGACACGUAAGAUACUUCUGCGGACGUGGAUAUCGUUAUCAGUGUCCAUAUUGCGAUACUAAAGCAUCAUGUUCGUCAAACAUUUACAGACAUGUUAGAUCACGUCACAAGGGUUUACAAGCACAUGCAGUUAAAUUAUUCACAUCUGACGAGUCUUAAACAAUUACGUCAAAUAAAAACGUUAUAUA